AAAAGCCAAUAAACCCAGAGUGCGGGAGCCGAACCGAUGCAAACCCAUCCACUGACAUCCCGCUCGCGCGAUUAGCCCCAAAAUUUCAGAGUGCAACGCUACCAGGGUCGGGUGGGAUGGCAUCUGGUGGCAUCGCCCGCGGCCGACUGGCGGAGGAGCGCAAAUCGUGGCGCAAGAGCCACCCCCAUGGGUUCGUGGCGAAGCCGGAGACGCUGCCGGAUGGGUCCGUGAACCUCAUGGUGUGGAAGUGCGUCAUUCCCGGCAAAGAGGGCACCGACUGGGACGGUGGAUAUUUCCCCUUGACUCUGCAUUUUCCUGAAGAUUACCCAAGUAGCCCUCCCAUCUGCAAGUUUCCAGCAGGAUUCUUUCACGUCAAUGUCUACCCUACCGGAGCAGUGUGCCUAUCAAUACUUAGCAGUGCGUGGAAGGCUUCCAUCACGGUGAGGCAAAUUCUCAUAGGCAUUCAGGACCUUCUUGAUAACCCUAACCCAGCCUCUGCUGCACAAGAUAUAUGCUAUCGGCUGUACAAGAAGGUGUUCAUGAUAUGCCGAAGUACAAGGAUCAUGUUCGUCAGCAGGCGAAGCGCUAUCCUUCAGUUGUGUAGCCAGGGGCUUACUGCGUGAAAGAUUCAAGCAGAUAACCAUUACUCAUUUUGGUGGAAUCUGUCGCAAUUGUGCUUACUAUUCACCGUAGGGGUAAAGUUAAUGUCCGGUGAUCCUGAUAAAACGCACUUUGAGCACAUCCUAUGCACCUGUUAUUAUGACUUAUGUUAAACAUUAGAGGAACAUUUGUUCUGCUGUCCCUUGACUGUUUCACGAAAAGUGAAAGGGAUCACCAUAUUUCAGUCAGAACAGAGAUCCAGCCCAAACUGGUGAAAGAGAGAGGCCUGAGUGCCUGAGUGGGCCUGGUGGUGCUUCCAAUUAUCAAACUCA
This is a messenger RNA of Sorghum bicolor (sorghum), 932 nucleotides long. Its product is annotated as SUMO-conjugating enzyme SCE1. Gene Ontology annotation, cellular component: nucleus. The transcript has 5 exons. NCBI's taxonomy places the organism in Eukaryota, Viridiplantae, Streptophyta, Magnoliopsida, Poales, Poaceae. Gene Ontology annotation, biological process: protein sumoylation. The record is from RefSeq and is a predicted model, not a curated record. Bases 117 to 623 code for a protein of 168 amino acids. Gene Ontology annotation, molecular function: SUMO conjugating enzyme activity.